AUGAUUGGUUCCCAAAAACAGGUGAUUAAUUCCACUGGCCGCCCUACUCCCACUGCUCUCAUUUUGUCUGGCCUCAAGGCAGACUUUAAAAAAUUGCACAAUGUUUUGUUCUGUUCACAUUGCCAGACUACAGGCAAAAUUGUUUCUAAUGGGUCUACUUCUCGUACUGGUAGCCCACAGUUUAAAUGCAAAUGUGGUGCAACAUUUACUGCUUCAUCCAUGCAAUCUUUGAUCAAUGCAGUCCAACACAAAAUUCCUGAAGUUCGUUCUGCAAGUAAGCCUGUUGUGUCCCCUUCUGUUUCCAUCUUGGGUCAUAGUAUUUCCAUGGCAGAUAUCCAUGAAAUUGAAUCUGAUGUUGCACCUGUUCUUCCAACUGUAAUGCCCACUCUUCAGGAUAUUUGGGACCGUUUCCAGGCUUAUGAUGAACGUCUUUCUGCAUUGGAGGCUGUUCAAAAAGAGAAUAUUGAGUUGCGUAAGGCUCUUGCUACUGCAAACGCCACUAUUGCACGUUUGACAAAGGAGAAUGUUGAUUUUUCUGUUGGUGCUGCAGCAUCCAAAUAUGCUACUAUUGCUGCCUCUGUUCCAGUUGUUUCUCAGGCUGAUUUUCCAUCACUUCCUGCAUCCCCGACCCAUCAUUCCACUGAACCCACCAAGACUUUCGUUUCUAAAACACCACGUAAAAGGGCUCCAACUGCUAGGGCCAUUGCUGCUGUUGUUCGUGGCAUGACAAUUAAAGAAAAUGCUGAUCAGGGGUUUCAAAUUGUUUAUGUACCUAAUGCUAUCUGUCUCCCCAUUAGUACUCAACGUCAACGUCUUAGGAAAUUAAAGAUAGACAAUGCACGUGUGCUGGAUCUCCACUAUCCUGAUUGUAAGGUGAUGGGAAUGCUUGUACAUAAUGAGUAUGCUCCUGAGCUCAAGACUAUCUUGGCGAGUUAUGGUGUUACUACUUUGGAUAACUUUAAUCCUCUGGACCCUGUUCACCUCCGUGACCCAGCUCUGGCCUCUCUUUCACUUGAUGAUAGGGCAACAAAAGCUAUACAUGUUCACAAUGAUCGUAUGCUACGUGCCAUUGAAUUCAUUAGGGCUCCUGUCAAGUUUGCUGUUGCACGUUCCUUUUGCUCUCAGGGAUGGAUUAGUGAUGACCAACUAGCUGAGAUUGUUCCCCCACGACCCACCAAAAAAGACUUGGACAUCUCUAUACAUACUGCCAGCAUCACCAUCCCUUCAUUCUCUGAUCUAUGA
Phycomyces blakesleeanus NRRL 1555(-) is the source of this 1242-nucleotide messenger RNA. RefSeq lists its product as hypothetical. Bases 1 to 1242 code for a protein of 413 amino acids. Lineage: Eukaryota; Fungi; Mucoromycota; Mucoromycetes; Mucorales; Phycomycetaceae. The transcript has a single exon. The record is from RefSeq and is a predicted model, not a curated record.